Messenger RNA from Gaeumannomyces tritici R3-111a-1, 507 nucleotides. RefSeq names its product ribonuclease P protein subunit p29. Gene Ontology annotation, biological process: rRNA processing; tRNA 5'-leader removal. Bases 1 to 507 code for a protein of 168 amino acids. The record is from RefSeq and is a predicted model, not a curated record. Gene Ontology annotation, cellular component: ribonuclease MRP complex; ribonuclease P complex. The transcript is spliced from 2 exons. Lineage: Eukaryota; Fungi; Ascomycota; Sordariomycetes; Magnaporthales; Magnaporthaceae. Gene Ontology annotation, molecular function: ribonuclease P RNA binding.
AUGUCAGCCUCGGCCAGCGCAGAGGCCGUGACGCGGGCGCUCCUGGCCCGGGCGCACUCGCCGUACGCCACCUUUGAGCCGCUGCGCGCGCUGUGGCUGGGCUACGCGCGCGAGGUGCUCGGCGACGCCGACCUGCGCCUCGGCGGGCCCGCCGCCGCCGCCAAGCUCGCGAGCGCCGACUUCCACGGCGCCGAGGUCGAGGUCGUGCGCAGCUCGUGCCCCGGCCGCGUGGGCAUCAGGGGAAUCGUUGUUAAGGACGCAAAGUACGUCUUUGAGGUGGUCACGAGGAAGAACGCGCUCAAGGUCGUGCCCAAGGAGGGCACCGUGUUCCGGGUCGAGAUACCCGUCGCCUCGGAUGCCCCCGGGGGUGGUGGCGCCGCGGCGAAGGCGGGGGCCGAGGUGGAUGACCAGAAGUUCGUCUUCGAGAUCCAUGGCGACCAGUUCAAGCUUCGUUCCGCAGACCGCGCAAACAAGAAGUUUAAGGCACAUUAUCUGCCAAACCUUUGA